UCUAGUGUACUAUGGCCAACUGCAGAGGCUGCAAAGCAGGUUUUAAUCUGAUUCUGAUAGGUCUGGGCAACCACCAGACAGUAUUGGCUUUCUAGGGAAACAGACCAAUAAAAGAAGGUGACAGAGUGGAGACACAGUCAAGUCUCCUUGUCUCACUGACAGUACAGCUAGCUAUGGGAGCAGACCAGGUUGUUCAUGACUUUAUCCAACUGGGCCUUGAAGACUCCAAAAAAUGAAGAUUGCACAAUUCUGAGGAGCUGCUUCAAUGAAUGUUCUUCUGUGAAAAACGAUUUUCCCUAAAGCUGCUGGCCUACGCAGAUUCAUUGGUGAUCAGUGGCACAUGCAGAACAUCCGCAAAGACUCUGUGGAAAGCUCUGAUGAUGAGUUUUUUGAUGCUCGAGAAGAGGUGGUGGAAGGAAAAAGUGCUAUUCUCAUCGGCAUGAGCCAGUGGAACUCAAAUGACCUUGUUGAGCAGAUAGAAACAAUUGGGAAGCUGGAAGAAAAUCAAGGAGAAGAAUCUGUGUUUUGUUCAUCUGGCUUUCUACAGGAAAAGCAACGUGAAUUAUAUCAUGCCUCAUUAAGAAAACAAAGGUUACCUGCACAAGGCAGUAUUGAAAUACAUGAGGACAGUGAGGAAGUAGUUCAACACCAGAAAUGCAAAACUCGUGUGCUAAUUCUGAUCCUACAUGGAGGGAAUAUCUUAGACAAUGGGGGAGAGGAUCAAAGCAGCAAGCUGGCAGACAUCAACACCUUCUGUUCUGUCUUUGAGAAGGUGACACAAGACCAUUUCCCUGCUGCUUUGGGCCACAUCUUAAUCAGACUUGUUCCCUGCCCAGCAAUCUGUUCAGCAGCCUUCUCUCUUGUUUCCAACCUAAAUCCUUACAGCUAUGAUGAAAGCUGUCUCAGCAGCAGUGAAGACCACAUCCCGCUGGCUGCUUUGCCCUUGCUGGCUGUUUCAUCCCCUCAGUACCAGGACGCAGUUGCCAUGGUGAUCAGUAGAGCAAACCAAGUUUACAAUGACUUUCUCAAAUCUACAGAUGGAGUUGGGUUUAACGGGCAGGUAUGUCUCAUUGGUGACUGCAUUGGAGGCAUUUUGGGGUUUGAUGCCAUUUGCUAUAAUACUAACAGAACUGAUGAGAGUCAGAACAGUAGCAGGAGAGGAAGCAUCAGCAGCAUCCAGGAUAAUCCCCUUUUAACAGAGGACUCCAGUCUGGGUGGCAGAAAACACCUGAGCAAAAGCAAUAUUGACAUCUCAGAAAUUAUGGAGGAUGAAGAGCCAAGACAGCUGUUGCCUAGGAAACAGAGUGACUCAUCCACCUACAACUGUGAUACUAUAACAAAUCAUCAUGCUUUCCUGUCUAGCAUCCGCUCAAGUGUGUUGAAAGAUGGCGCAGACUUUCUUCCUGCGAAUUCCAGUCUCUCAGAUGUAAACCUGGGCCGGUUUGAUUUUGAGGUGUCUGAUUUCUUCCUCUUUGGAUCACCGCUUGGUUUGGUGCUGGCCAUGAGGAGUACUGUUCUGCCAGGUCUGAAUGUUUGUCAGGUUCGCCCAGCCUGCAGCCAGGUGUACAGUUUCUUUCACUCCGCUGACCCAUCUGCCUGCAGACUUGAACCAUUGCUGGAGAAAAGAUUUCAUCUCCUGCCUCCAUUCAGUGUUCCACGAUACCAGAGAUACCCACUGGGGGAUGGAAGAUCUCAUCAGUUAGGUGAUGCUAUCCAGAACUACAGUGCUCUGUUCCUUGAGAGCAGCUCUUUGAACAUAACUCACUCUCAGGAGAGUUCUAAAUCUAUGAACACAUCUCAGAAACAAGAGAGAAGGUUGAGCUUGGCCAGCACAAACAGUGAAAACUCAGGAUCAGCAGAGAGCUUGUCAUCAGCAUGCCUCACCAACAUUACUGCUAAGUGGUGGGGAACAAAGCGAAUUGAUUAUGCCUUGUAUUGUCCAGAUGUCCUGACAGCAUUUCCAACUGUGGCCCUGCCACAUCUUUUCCAUGCCAGCUACUGGGAAUCAACAGACGUCGUGGCAUUCAUUUUAAGACAGGUGAUGAGAUAUGAAAAUGUAGAUUUCAAAGAAAAUGAUAGCCUGGAUCCCGCAACGCUAAGCCCGUCCAAUCCACGAGAAAAAUGGCUACGCAAAAGGACACAUGUCAAAUUGAGAAAUGUGACUGCUAAUCAUCGGGCAAAUGAUGUAAUUGCUGCAGAAGAUGGUCCUCAGGUACUUGUUGGGCGCUUUAUGUAUGGACCUCUGGACAUGGUAGCUUUAACAGGUGAAAAGGUUGAUAUCUUCAUAAUGACUGAACCAUCUUCUGGUAGGUGGGUCUAUUUUGACACAGAGAUAUCCAACAGCAGUGGCCGGAUAUCCUACAGCAUACCCAAACAGAAGAGACUGAGAGUUGGUGUAUAUCCCAUCAGAAUGAUUGUCAGAGGGGACCAGAGCAGCGCCACAAGCUACCUGACUGUGCUUCCCCGAGGAAUGGAAUGUGUUGUGUUCAGCAUUGAUGGUUCAUUUGCAGCAAGUGUUUCAAUAAUGGGAAGUGACCCCAAAGUCCGAGCUGGGGCUGUCGAUGUUGUAAGACAUUGGCAGGACCUAGGAUAUCUGAUUAUCUAUAUUACUGGCCGUCCAGAUAUGCAAAAGCAGCGUGUGGUUUCAUGGUUAUCUCAGCACAACUUCCCUCAAGGAAUGAUCUUCUUCUCUGAUGGACUUGUUCAUGACCCACUGCGACAAAAGACUAUUUUUCUAAGGAAUCUCAUGCAAGAGUGCCACAUCAAAAUCUGUGCUGCAUAUGGUUCGACAAAGGAUAUUUCCGUUUACAAUGUCUUAGCUCUGUCGCCAUCCCAGAUCUACAUAGUUGGACGAUCGACAAAGAAAUACCAGGCACAAUGUCAAUUCCUCAGUGAGGGUUAUGCAGCCCACUUGGCCUCACUGGAGUUCAGUCUUCAUUCACGACCUAAAAAGAACAACUCUCGGAUGAUCUUGAGAAAAGGCAGCUUUGGCCUCCACUCUCAACCUGAAUUUUUGCGCAAGAGAAACCAUCUCCGCAGGACUAUGUCUGUACAGCAACCUGAUCCACCUUCUUCCAACCCCAAACCAGAGCGUGCCCAGAGCCAGCCCGAGUCAGACAAAGAUCAUGAUAGGCAUUUGCCUUCCAUUGCUUGGGUUAGGGGUGGAGUCCACAAAUUUGAAUCUGUUCCCUAGGAAGCCUGAGGCUGUAGAUUUUGGGUGUCCUUCAUUUAACUUGUAGUCAUGCCUCAGAAGGUAGUAUUUAGGCAGCUUCAAACUAGGAGGUGUAGAGGGGAAACUGUACCUCAGAGUCUUCCCUGCUCUGAAAAAUGCCUUCUUACACCAACCAGAGAACUUCCAGUUUGUUCUCUUGACGUAUUGGGAAAUUUUAAAACAAUCUAAAACUAUCCCAAGUGCUUAAGCAUUAAAGCAACAGGAAAAAAAAAGUCUUCAGUUACUUUUUACAACAGAUACAAUGAAAUGUGCAAUAAGAGAAAAAGCUGCUACAGGCUUUUUACACAAAAGGAUUGUAGUAUUAGCUAACUAGCUGCACCCAAAACAAUAUAAACAGUAUACCCCUUAGGUUACAGAGAAAGUUUACACUUAAAACAUUAAAUAGUUUCAUCUGUUGCCAAUUCACUUUUGAUGAAGCGAUAUAUUUGUAAGGGAAGCAGAGGUGAGGGUACAAAAAUGGGUCAUCAGGAUUUGUACAGCAAGAUGAUUUUUGGGUGCCUUGAGUCCAAGAUUUCCUUUCAGCUUAUACUGUUGGUCAACAGAUGCUAAUAUAGACACUCAUCCUGUAUAAGGUGCUGGACAUCAAAUAAAUAGGACUCUGCCUGUGAACCAAAUCGUAAAUGCUUAAUGUUAGAAAUAAACAUCUCUGCCACAGUUGGAAGUAGUUAGUGUUGCUGUAUGCAAAGUGAUGUGCAAGUGUACCAAACUGUGACUUUUGUGAAACUUGAUGACUGUGUAAAAUGUGUGAACUGUGUGUAAGGAGGUGUCUUUGACCAUUUCAGACUGAGAUAGAUUCUAAGACAGACGCCUUAAGGGAGCCUUUUCACUAAGGGGUCUGCAAUCUGCAGAGUAGUCACUUUUUUCAUUAUUCUAACUAAAAUCUUUAAUCUGCAGGAUGAAAGAGUAAUAAAUGCUAAUGGAGUAAAUUAUUUACCUUCUCAUGCUUGACAGCGAGUGCUCUGCUAAGACAAUCUAUAGCAAUCAAACUUGCAACAGUUGAGCUUCAAAGAAUGGAGGUGCCAAAUGUGUGUUCUCCUGGUUUCUCUUAGGUCUUUUACUUAUUAGAAGUAAAAUGUGUGAAAUUUUCCCUAAGUAAUAAUAUUUCUAAACUAAAUGUUGUAGUUAGUUUAAUACAGUUGCAGUUUUCUAGUUCAUUAUGCAUCUAUUUCCACUAUGCCAAAUUCACCAAUAUAACUUUUGUGAUAGAACUAAUGUAUGUUUCAAAACCUGUAGUGAAAUUGCUAGAGCAAAAAAACAGUUUUCUUUUAAAGUUAAGAUCAGACUGUUGACCCUGAGAAAGCUUGAAGUCAACAGGUGAUUUCUUGAGCUGUUUCUAGAUUUGGUUUCUUUGACUUCCCUCCCUCAGUUUUUUGGCACCAGGGGGAGGAUGUCAUCAUCCCCACCCUCCCUUUUAGGUUUUCCUAAUAUAUAGCCGGAACAGAAACAAGCCUGUUGGUUAAUGAGUUCAAAAUUGGUAUGUAAAACAAAGAAGGAAUGCAGUGGAAAGCUAUGAUGACAAUGCAGAAGUAAGUCUGAUAAUUCCUUGUUCACACAAAAGUUUCAGUGUGCUUUUUGAAGGACAGCUUUGUGGCUUUUGUCUUAAAAGGCGACCAGCAAACUAGUGUAUAAAUGGUGGUGAUUGCUGUUGUUGGUUUUUUUUCAGCUUGUCACUUAGCAAAUUUCUGAGUUACCUAUUUCAAACAUCCUGAAAGAUCUCUGGCACAUCAGUAGUUUUUCAUAAUGCUUCCUGUAAGGGAAGGGGUAAUUUUUUGCUGAAAAUUUAGGAAGGAUGUUAAGAUUUUAGUAGCUCACGGUUAACUUAUGUUACUGGAGCCUGGGGUUUUUAAUCUCUGCUGACAAGGUAGCCAGCUGCAAAAGCUAAAUGAACUACACUGAAGCAGUCUUCAGGCUUACAGUUUUCCCACUAGUUUCAUAGUUGUUUAA
Lagopus leucura (white-tailed ptarmigan) is the source of this 5176-nucleotide messenger RNA. RefSeq names its product PITPNM family member 3 (gene PITPNM3). Lineage: Eukaryota; Metazoa; Chordata; Aves; Galliformes; Phasianidae. The record is from RefSeq and is a predicted model, not a curated record. Gene Ontology annotation, biological process: phospholipid transport. Gene Ontology annotation, cellular component: cytoplasm. Gene Ontology annotation, molecular function: metal ion binding; phosphatidylinositol binding; phosphatidylinositol transfer activity. The transcript is spliced from 21 exons. Bases 341 to 3193 code for a protein of 950 amino acids.